GAUCAGCCACUUGACCAAGUUGAUCCAAUGAUGGCGCUCCAACGACCAUUUCGCUUUGAGAAGUUCUACCUCCUCUGAUCCAACUAGUUGCCGAUCCAAGAAGUCCAAGUGGUGGUAAUUGUUGAGGUGUAGGUGGAGUAACAGGAGAUGAUGAAAUCGAGUAUGCAUAAACUGAAAAUGUAAAUGAAAGGAUUCCUGCUCCUGUGAGUAAGUUUUUGGCUCGGAAUGGUGCUCUUGCUCUUUGUAAACCUAAAGAACAACCAACCAGUUUUGUCAAAUUAGAGUGGUACAUGGGAAUUUCUUGGGAUUCAAAUUUUCAUACAGUUCUUACCUUGGCUCAUUCGACCUGAUGCCCAGUAGGUAUCCCGUUUUUCUCUGUGGUUCAAAGUACUGCCCAUCUUGUUCGAUGUUGUGGUGUUUCUUGGGUGGAGCUGGUCGUUUGUAUCAUGCAACCAGGAAGAAGUCGCGAAGGGUUUCUUUGAAAUUUACAAAACCGUCAAGACCUCCCUUAAGCCAUGCUACAAGUGGUGAAGGGGUGGGAACAAGGCACGGUACGGUACCGAUGGCAGCUACUAGUUACAACUUACAAGCGAAGUUUGUCCUGGGACCUUGAACAACCCAAACUCUAGCUUCUCCAAUCCCCUUUCUCCACCUCAUCAACUUCCAUCCACAUUCACAUCCAUCCAUCAUCACACCAACUAACACUCACAAAAACAUCACUUCAAACAUCAUCAUGACUACUGUAGCAUUCCCUUCUCGAAAACCACAAACACCCAAGGAAGCUGUCUUUCGUCAAGAUUUGAACGUUCGCUUGGGAUGUCCUGAUUGUAGAACUUAUAAGCUGGUUGAAGAGUUUUCAUCCGGUGAUCUCGUCUGCGGUACUUGCGGUCUUGUCAUCGGUGAUCGUAUUGUUGAUACUCGCUCUGAGUGGAGAACGUUUGCUGGUGAUGAAGGAGACGACCCUUCCCGUGUCGGAGGUCCAAGUAACCCACUCUUGAAUGGUGUGGAAACUUUCGAGACCAUCAUUUCUUUCAAGGAUGGUAAUACUGGGGUCGCCCGUGAUUUGAACCGAGCCGCUACUCGUGCUGCUACGAAAAGUGGAGAGAAGAGUGUGGCCGCUGCCUUUUUGUCUAUCCAAGACAUGUGUGAUACCAUCAGUCUGCCACGUACGGUCACUGAUAUUGCUAAGCAACUCUUCAGAAGGGCAGAUGAAGAGAAAUUGUUGAGGGGUAAACAAAUCGACGCGGUUAUUGCUGCUUGCAUCUUUAUCGCUUGUCGACAAUCUAAAGUAGGACGAUCCUUCAAGGAGGUAGUCGCACUCACCCGAGUACCCAAGAAACAGAUCGGCCAAUGCUUCAAGGCUCUCUCUGCUGCCUUCGAGACUUCAGCUGUUGGUGGGGGUGGAGCCCUGAACACCGAUACUGGCGAGUCUAGCGGGGCUGGAGCUGAAGACCUCAUGGCUCGAUUCUGUAGUCAUCUUGGGUUACCAUACUAUGUUCAGAGUGGAGCAAAGCGGAUUGCAAUCACUCAACGUGAAAUUGGAAUCCUUGCUGGUCGUAGUCCGAUCAGUGUAGCAGGUGCUUGUAUUUAUUUUGCAAGUCAUUUGUUUGGAUGUGGAAAAAGUGCGAAGGAUAUUGCAAAGAUUGCAGGUGUUAGUGAGGUGACGAUCAAGAUUGCUUACAAGCUACUUCAUCCUCAACGGGAGGAGUUGGCAGAACCAGAAAAGUUGGCAAAUGGAACCUGUUCAUUAGAUCGUUUGCCUGCUCCUUAAAGGUUUUUUAAAUCCCAUCUUGGACGUUUUCUCUUUGUUUUUGUUAAUCAUCUAUACAUGAGUGUUGAGUGAAAUAUGUGUUUCUUGAACUUUUAAUAAAUGGUUUAUACCUGUACGAGUUUUGUACGACGUUACACUUUUAAUGAAGUGGACGUUUGUCUCUUUUUUGAAUGAUGAAAGUUGAUGAUAUUUGAAGUUUUUAUUUGUUCUUACAUACAUAUGUAUAUCCUUUGUUUUGAAACGUAAAGUGUUUUUGUUGGUUUGAUUUGUAAGGUUGAGAGUCUUAUGAUCAUGU
Messenger RNA from Melampsora larici-populina 98AG31, 2066 nucleotides. RefSeq lists its product as uncharacterized. The coding region runs from base 734 to 1771 and encodes 345 amino acids. The transcript has 7 exons. The record is from RefSeq and is a predicted model, not a curated record. NCBI's taxonomy places the organism in Eukaryota, Fungi, Basidiomycota, Pucciniomycetes, Pucciniales, Melampsoraceae. Gene Ontology annotation, cellular component: nucleus; transcription preinitiation complex. Gene Ontology annotation, molecular function: RNA polymerase II general transcription initiation factor activity; TBP-class protein binding. Gene Ontology annotation, biological process: transcription initiation at RNA polymerase II promoter; transcription preinitiation complex assembly.